AUGUCUGGGAGAGGAAAGGGCAGUGGCGGGAAAGCCCGGUCGAAGGCGAAGUCCCGGUCGUCCCGGGCUGGGCUGCAGUUCCCGGUGGGCCGUGUUCACAGGCUCCUGAGAAAGGGUAACUACGCUGAGCGUGUGGGUGCCGGAGCGCCGGUCUAUCUGGCUGCGGUGCUCGAGUACCUGACGGCUGAAAUCCUCGAGCUGGCCGGUAACGCGGCCCGGGACAACAAGAAGACCCGCAUCAUCCCCAGGCACCUCCAGCUGGCCGUGCGCAACGACGAGGAGCUCAACAAGCUGCUGGGAGGGGUGACCAUCGCUCAGGGCGGGGUGCUGCCUAAUAUUCAGGCCGUGCUGCUGCCCAAGAAAACCGCCGCUGGGGGCGCUACUAAAAAGUGA
This is a messenger RNA of Stegostoma tigrinum, 393 nucleotides long. RefSeq names its product late histone H2A.2.2-like. Gene Ontology annotation, molecular function: DNA binding; protein heterodimerization activity; structural constituent of chromatin. Gene Ontology annotation, cellular component: nucleosome. The coding region runs from base 1 to 393 and encodes 130 amino acids. NCBI's taxonomy places the organism in Eukaryota, Metazoa, Chordata, Chondrichthyes, Orectolobiformes, Stegostomatidae. The record is from RefSeq and is a predicted model, not a curated record. The transcript has a single exon.